ACUAAUCAAAUCUACCAAUGACACAUAUCCUAAAUCAAUGACAGGAUUGACACUUGACCUGUCAAAUUAGCAGGGACCUUAACAAGAAAAGAGACUCUCUUUUUCUCUCUUUUUCCUUGUCUAAGGUACAGCUCCUUGUUUUUAUUUUGGCCCUCUGAACAUAACCAAACAUUUCCAAAAAAGGUUCCAAAUUCUUUACUAAUGAGUAUUGAUUAACUAUUUAAACCGAUAUUAGUUUUCUUUACCUAAUUGUCUUAUGUAGCCAAUAAACCCUUAUUAUGGACACCUACACUUUCUUCUUAUUAGUUACUGGAACCUACAGUGUUUUGCUCUUCUUUGAUUUGUUUUUUAAGUCCUGUGCCCAUUAUCCUUACCUGAAACUCCUUGAAGGACUCGGACUGGAAUUGAGCUUCUUCACUAUCCAAUGGAAAACCAAAGCAUUUAACCGACUUAUCAUAAAAUGGGGCAACACAAAACCAUAUUUUUGGAAGCUAUGGUUUCAACUGGGCACUGUAGUGACUUUAAGUUUCUUACCUGUUGCCCUAUUUAUAUUGUUUAAAAGUAUGUUUGGGUUAUUUGGGCCAAAAGAGACAGAAGUGGCACCACCGUUGGUUACCAUUGGCUUACCAGGAAUAAAUCUGCCUAUAUCAGAAGUGGGAUAUUAUUGUAUAACUUUGUUAAUAUGCAGUUUUGUUCAUGAAAUGGGACAUGCCCUGGCGGGUGUUGUAGAAGAUAUUGGCACUCUUGAAUUGGGCUUUAAUAUUUAUUUCAUUUUACCAGUGGCAUAUGUAAAUUUACCAACAGACAAAAUGCAAAGUUUAAAUGUAAAAAAGAGGCUAAACAUUUUCAGUGCUGGUGUGUGGCAUAACUUUUUGUUAUCAUUCUUUGCUUACUUAUUAUAUUGGUCAUUGCCAUGGGUGUUUUCUCCCUUUUAUGGGUAUAAUGGGGGUGUAACUGUUAUAGAUGUUCUCAAAACUUCCCCACUAAGAGACGCAAGUAAGGGCAUUUUAGAGAAUGACAUAAUUACAGCCAUAAAUGACUGCAAAAUAAAUAAUGAAAAUGAUUGGCUGGAUUGUCUUGGCGACAGGAAUGUUAUACUACCAGCAAUAUGCAUUAAAUCUGAUUUAGUUAACACAUUAGAUGAAAGUGUUCCUUUAAAACAUCUUGACAGUGGUGUAUUAUCAUGUUGUGACCCAAAGAACAAUAAAAACUUGUGCUUUGAAUACAUAGACAUUGAAAAUAAUGAACUAGAGUUGCCAGGACAUGCUUGUUUACCGGGAAGGACAGUUAUGGAGCAGGCUACUAAUUUUUGUACAGUUAAACCACAUGAUUGCCCCAAUAGUUUGUAUUGCUUUAAACCACUCUUGCCUAAUGGUACUUAUCUAUUCAAAAUUACGUGUAAAAGUAAAAACAUUGUGUACUUGGGACAUUCAAGUGAUUUAUAUAAUACAAUAGAAAUAUCUUCUUAUGUAAAGAAAAGUGACAUCUUCUCAGUUUCGAUUCCAAAUAGGAUUACAAAACUCAUAAAAUAUGUCUCGGUAAUUUCGUUAGGUUUGGCAUUCGUUAAUGUUUUGCCAAUCAGUUUUAUGGAUGGAGAAUAUAUAAUGCAAGUGGCAGCUCUUUUGAUGUUAAAAAGUAAGUUUCAAAAUAAGGAAAUCCUAGGGUUUGUAAAUAUGGUUAAAUGGCUGAUGACUGCGUUGUUCUUUAUUUAUUUACUAGUCAGUGUGAUUUUUGUUAUUUAGAAGUUGUUAUAUGCACCUCAAUGCUUUUUUUUACUAUUACCCUACAGCAAUAAUUCUACUCUUGGUCAUUGUGGGGGCACAAUUGCUUCUAACUCGGGAAGUUUUAGAGAUACAAGAGUGAGUGUCCUAUGAAAUUAAUGGGUAAGAAAUAAUCUUUCUUUGGUAAUAAACUCUUUUUUUGAGAAUUGCUUAAAAAAGUUUGCAUGAAAAAAUGCUCUAACCAAGGCUCUUGGAGGACAAAAUAGCCUCUAACUCAAGAGCUACAAGAAUCGUUCUCCUAUGAAAUUGUUUGGUAAGAAAUGCCCUCUUCUGGUCUAAACCCCUAUUAAGAAUAUUUCCAAUAUUUCUUAACACAUCUACUGCCGUGUCAUUCAUAUGUGAAUGACAUAGCUGUUUUUGUACCGACCCCGUCAUUCAUAUCAGUACCCCAAUGCCAAACUACGUCAAAAAUUGCCAUUUGUCAGGAAAGCCAUGUUAAGUUGUUUUGUGACUUUUUAUUUAUCAUAUAUCUGUAACUAUUCAAGAAAUUUUUUCCAAAUUUCACACAAAUGUUAAAAAAAAUAUUAUCUAUUUAAAUUUGUUUUGAUUUUUGCCUUAAUUUUUUUUGUUUUUUUGUUAAGUGACUUAAAGUUAUAUGCCCCAUAGAAAAAACAAUGGUUUUUGACUUAACACUAAUAUUAAGUCGAAACAGUGAAACAAAACUCAAACCAAACCAUGUUAAGUUAACAAAAAUUUUACUUUUUUUUCAAGUUAUAUUAUAAAAUAGAAAAUUAUUAGAGUAGGACUUAAAUGUCUGUAGGACACAACAUAAAUUAUAAAGUUUACUCCGAGUCACCAUCUUCUUCCUGUACUGUAUUAUUGUGUCUAAGGGUCCUGUAGUACUCGUGAAAUUGAUUUGGUAUCCAUGGAAGUAAUUUUUGUAGAUGAUCAUAUUUUUUUUUAGAAAUCGGAUUUGGACCAUUUUUCAGGCAAGGUAAUUUGCUUGGGAAGAUAUUUUUUAUCCUAGUUUUUCGGUUUAAAUCGACUUCUAAAAAUUCUGAACCAAAACUGUUUUUAUAGUACAAAAUCCCCGGUUUUCCCUGUCUUACUUGCAUUUACACUACUUUUGAAAUAAGAAAAUCCCUAGAUGAAUUUUUUUUAUUCAAACGAAAUGGAGCAGAGGAACCUUCAUACAAGGACUUAAAGUUUAGAAAAUCGAAGGAUUGCAUUCCAACAACAUUGAAUUUUUUUUUGUACCACAAAGACGGACCAUUUGUUGCCAAUCCCAAGGAGUAAUAAUUUUGAAUUGCGGAACUUUUUUUUCUUUCCCUUGAUCGAGCGAUCACUGUCCGCUUCCAAAUGGGUAUGUCCUCUAGCCAAAAAUUUGUGGUUUAACAUUUUUAAGGUGGGUUUUUGUUUUAGAAUCCAAAAAUAAGUCAUUAUUAUCAGCAGAUUUCUAUUUUGGAAUGGACAAUUAUCUGACCAAAUUGUUAGUUCUUGAAUACUGGCUGAUAAGUCGCAUAUUUUUACAAAUUGUGUUAUACAGAAUGCAAUUUCAUUUCCCUCUCUACCAGAUACAGAUUCGUCCCACAUCAUACAGUAGGAUUGUUGUGAAGUUGAAUCAUGUACCGUAAAGUGAAAUGUCCGAAGCUUGAGUGAAUAAAAACUUUGUGAGUUUGUCAAGUCAGGAGUGGACAAACAUUUUUCCAAAUCAACCAUAACAACUUUUUCAGUAUUUCCACUUCUCGAGCGUAUUUUGUCUUCGGAUUUUAACCUGUAACGAUUAUUGGCAUCUCUCUCAUGUUCAUCGUAUUGGGCUUGCAAACUCUGUCUUGUUUCUAGUGACUCUGAAUUUUGCAGUUGAAUUUUUAGCUUAUUACAAAGGUCACAAGUAUCAUUUGCGGGCAAUUUAAACGAGUAAAUUAAAAGUUAACGAGUUAACUUAAAAUUAAAAAUUUCACUGUAAAGCCAAACUUUACCUAUUUGAUUUGAUGGCAAGUUCAUUAUCAUUACAAUCUUCAACAUACAAUGCAUACAUUCUAGAUAAAUUAAGGUGAUUUCCUAGAUAUUUUUUUUUCGGUUCUUUUUCUGGAGUAGUGGGAGGUGUAAGUGGGAAAUUUUACAAUAUGAUUGCGUAUACCUUGGCGAACGUCUUCUGGGAUUUUAUUACUUGGAAUAUGAUGUCCUCUUUUAUCUGGAGAAAUCAUGCCCCCACAUCUCUUUUUAUUUAAUGCAGUAUCAACAGUUUGUUGAGACACAGCAAGUGUAUUUAAAAAGAAUUUUUUGCAUACUGCGAUGAGUUCAUUAUUUCUUGCCCGUCUGGUUUUAAGAGGUACUUUUUGAAUGUGAGAUGCAAUAAACUGUCUUCGCAUAUCAAUUGUUUGUUUUUCGUUCCAAAAGGUUCUUAAAAUAGUCUUACGCAUUUCUUCAUUUAUUCGGUUUUUGCAUUUCAAUUUACAUGUUUCACCACAUGCAGGUCCUAAAGUGUUUUCUUUAAUAGUUCUUUUGGAAACGGUUACAUAUUCUAAUCCUGACAGUCGUUUUCGCUUUUGAACAUUUUUUUCCCAAAGAUGUUUAUUUGGUGUCUUCUUUCUUGUUCUUUUUUCAUUUAGAUUUUCCGUAUUUUCGUUUUCGGUAUCGCUGCUUAUUUCAUUGUCAACAUCACCUUCGAAAUUUGGGUCAAUAACAUGUCGUCACUGCCAAAACCAGAAAAGGAAUCAUCGCUGUUUUGUUUUGUAAAAAUUUCACUUUCUGCUACAACAUGUUUUUUUUUGAGCUAGAAGAUACAAAAACUGUUUUUUUUUUAUUCUUUGAGCUCUAACUUUCCUAGUCUCCGAGUUACUUGGUGAUAGUGAUGCAUCAUUUCCAUUAGAAUAACUGCAUUCAGGUGUAUUAAAAUCCUGUUUAGGAUGAUGGACGAUGGUUUGAUUAGUAAAUGUGUCGUCAUUUUGUAUCUGCCCACCAGAAAAAAAAUCUCUUAAUUUUUCCUGUCGUAGGUCCUGGUUUUUUUCUUGAAGUACAGGUUUUGGACUAGUUGCCUUGAAUUGAUCCUUUUCUUUAAACGGCUCCAAAACUUGUAUCGGUUUCGUUGAGACCUCUGCAAAACAUAAAAAUUGUAUCAGAUAGUUUUAAAAAAUUAAAAAAAAAUAUCGAACCUACUACUGUUUUAGUUUAAAAACUAACCUCUAUAAGUUUUUGUUUUAAUAAAUUAUUAGGUUUUAAUAACCAAAUACAAAGUAUAAGUAACGGGUGAAUUUCUACCCUUAAAAUUUACGGUAUUAGGCAGACUUUAUGAAAAAAACAUUAGUGAAAAGGAUAUUAAGUCAUGACUAAAAUUUGUAUAAAAAAAAAGCCAAAACUAUUUUAAAUCAGUAAAAAAGCAAUACACAAAAAUACAAACCUUGAGUUUCUAAUCGUGUGUCAGUAAGAAUGCUGCUUGAGUUCAAAUCAGUAGUUUCACUGCAAGUUUUGACCUGUCCUGCAUUUCCUUAAAAGUAAAAAUGUACCCUAUAAAACUCUAUAAACAAUAUUAAGUCAGU
This is a messenger RNA of Anthonomus grandis grandis, 5260 nucleotides long. It is a transcript of the gene S2P, whose product is annotated as membrane-bound transcription factor site-2 protease. The coding region runs from base 279 to 1742 and encodes 487 amino acids. The transcript is spliced from 2 exons. Lineage: Eukaryota; Metazoa; Arthropoda; Insecta; Coleoptera; Curculionidae. Gene Ontology annotation, biological process: membrane protein intracellular domain proteolysis; regulation of response to endoplasmic reticulum stress. Gene Ontology annotation, cellular component: cytoplasm; membrane. Gene Ontology annotation, molecular function: protein binding; metalloendopeptidase activity. The record is from RefSeq and is a predicted model, not a curated record.